Molecule: messenger RNA, 3473 nt
Organism: Chelmon rostratus (copperband butterflyfish)
Lineage: Eukaryota; Metazoa; Chordata; Actinopteri; Chaetodontiformes; Chaetodontidae
Gene: akt1s1
Product: AKT1 substrate 1 (proline-rich)
Exons: 6
Coding region: 476-1522 (348 amino acids)
Biological process (GO): negative regulation of protein kinase activity; neurotrophin TRK receptor signaling pathway; negative regulation of TOR signaling
Cellular component (GO): cytoplasm
Source: RefSeq, a predicted model, not a curated record
GAUCCCUGCUAGUUGCUGCUGGUGUGGAGCCUAGCUGGGGGAGAGAAACCGUUGGAGAAGGCAGAACACGUAUGACAAAAAGAAGUAAAGUUAAAGAUUGAGAAACAUCUGGCAACGUGGAAGAAAGAAACUGAACAGGUAUCACCAGCAACUUGAAAACAUCUCUUCUCUCCCCUGGCUCUGCAGUGUGGAAGGACACCACCCUAUAUAUCAUAUCUUAAAGUCACCCAGUGCCUCUACCUGAUUGAUCAUUAUUUCCCCGCAUCUUCACCAGUGCAAAAAGCAACCGUACACCAGCAGGACAGACCGCACACAAGCAAAGUCAGACGAACCACAGCUACCAAAGUUAUCUGUCGAUACCGUAUUAAGUUUGGUGCCCCCUUCUGAUUAGUCCAAACCUCGUUCAUCAGCAUCGUUCAGUUAUCUCAUCAAGUCAGUCCAUUUAAGAACGCCGUAAACAGUCUUUAGCACCAUCAUGGCCUCCAUCACCCAGUCAUCCGAGCCUGAGAUCCCAGACAACCACAAGGAGAGCUGGCUGGCGCUACUUUCUGCGGCGGAAACGUAUUGCCAAAAGUCUGGCUGCGACCUGGCCAUCCUUACAGCCUGUAAGAAGUUCCGGUUGUCAGCUGGAGACGGAGAUGGGAGGAGGAAACGGGAGAGCGGCAGUGCCUUUCCUAAGGAGUGUGAUUUCUCCUACAAUGUAUGGGGUCAGGGGUUUCUGGCCGAGUCGGCGCGCCGAUACAUGGACGACAUCGGCGUGCUGCACUCCACCACCAUGCUAACAGCCCAAAAGCACACACGCCAGUCGGGGGGAGAGGGAGGAACCAAGCUGGUGGUUGACCUGACCUCGGACCCUGGACUCAGGGGGAGCUUUACCGGAGACGGCGGGGUGGGCGGAGUCAGUCCCAAUGGCAGACUGUUUUCCCAAAGCUACCCGUCAAUCUACAGCUCAGGAGCUGGGACCGGGCAGGGCGGCAACGGAGAGAGGGAACGGGAGAAGGGUGCUCUGGAGGCCGAGCGGGGGAGGCAGAGAUCUGGGAUUGUGGACUUGGAAGAAGAGUGUGAGGACGAGGAAGAGGAGGAGGACAUGGAUGAGAGGAGACCCUACGGGAAUGAAAGUGCUGGUGUCUUCUCCAUGGACGAGGACUCUCUGUCCCGGGACUGCGAGCCGUUCUUUGAGUCCGACGGGGAGGAGGAGAGCACUGAUGGCUCUUUGAGUGAGGAUGCCCCCCCGCCGGCGCGCGGCAUGGCCAUGGGUCAGGCCGCGUACUCGUCCCGCCACGCUCACCCGAUGGCUCUGGCCCGCUCGCUGCCUGUGUCUGUGCCUGUGUGGGGCUGCAGAGGAACCAGAUCCGCUCAAGGAGACAGCAACAGCGGAGAACGGGUGGGCUGCGCUGACCUGGAGCACAUCGCCGCCAGUAUGAAGGCCCUGCUGGCCCCCGGAGCCACCGACGGGACGGAAAUGUUCGGGGCCCUGCCUCGGCCCCGCCUCAACACGGGGGACUUCUCCCUGAAGCACUGAGAGAGAGCGAGGCGGAGAGAAAGGGAUGGAGGGCGAGGAUCAGAGCGAUGUAGGGGACGUGGAGGGAGGCUGUGGCGACGGGAGGACGCCUGGACCGCCUGGCAGAUGACGUUCAGUAUGUGAAACAGUGUAAAAGCUAGAACCUCCGUUUAUUUCUCACUAACCAGAAUUAACGGCACAUGGCUGGAGGAGUAACUGACAGAAAGAAAUGUUGAACACUAAUAACAUUUUCAACACUAUGCCCCCCCUCCCUCCUCUUCACUACACCUUUCACCAUGCUAGCUGCUACACAUCCCACAACACUACAUUAGGACCUCAAGAUGUGUGUGUAGUGACCCACUGCACUGACCAACAAGGACACUAAAACAGGGUUUAUAGUAGUCUAACUGGCACGGCCAAUCGUUAAGCGUUAGGAACCUUGUGUGCUGAUUGGUGUGCUUUGGUAAAAUUACCUGUGAAGUGAUGAGAACCUGGGGAACAGCCGCCUGCAGCCGGUUGAUCGUUGGCUCCGGUGCUGCAUGCUAACGCUCCAGCAGACACUGAUUUGAGUGAUAUUAGCGUUAGCAUAAUGUGCAGUAGCUCUAAAGCUAAAUGCUACAUCAUCUUGAAGCCACUCUUCUGAAACGAGGACAAAAUUAACUGAAAGGAAUUUCUUUCCAAGAGUUUAAUUAGAAAAACGAUACCUGUCUUCUGUCUGUGGGAGAUGGUUAGCUUAGCUUAGCAUAGACUGGAAGCAGAGGGGAACAGCUAGUCUGGCUCUCUCCGCAAUUUAGAAAUGCACCAACCAGCACCUCUAUCGCCGACUAAUCAACAUGUUAUAUAAUUAAUCUUCAAUCGCACCACACAAACAGGAAUGUAAAAUAACCAGUCAUGGUUUUACGAGGAGUUACAUCCACCUGGCGUCUGCGGCUGUAUGCUGCAUUCAUGGAAGAAAUCCACCUUCACAUCAUUUAAAUCCCCCAAAUUAGCUACAUUGCUAACACUAGCAAAGAUACAUACUUGAAGCAAUUUAACUAAACUACUGUAGAUCCAAAAUGCAUUUUCCUAAAUUAAUUGAAUUGAUUAUAGUGGUGUUGCUAUUAGAUUUUAUUUAGAUCUGACUGCUGGUGAUGGUGGUUUUGCCACCAUUUGCCAAAAGUUUGUGGACACUUCUGUUCUCCUCAUGUAGUGGGAAGUAUUUUUUAACUCGGCUUGUAAUCAUUGCUAGAGCCUUGUGACCUCAUUGUAUCGACAAGAAGACCCCAGGAAGUCACUGCUCCUGGGUGUUACACUUAUAACUUAUAACCCCUAAAAAUUGUUAUUUUUACAUUUUAAUGUGUGUGCAGGUAAAUUAGUGAACUUUAAAUAUGCUGAUAGGGGUGUAUUUUUGAAUUUAAGCGAGAACUUGAGGCUAGCUGUUUCCCCUGCUUCCAGUCUUUAUGCUAAGCUAAGCUAGCCGUCUCCUGUUUGUAGCUCAUGGCCCUGCUGUUAGAAAGUUUUAGCAUGAUGCACACGAGCCAGCGAUGUCCCCGGAGCCGGUGGAUGUCGUCUCUGCACGCUCCUGUUGUUUAGCGGGUAAGUUGACCAACAGGCCAGUUGAAAUAAAAACAAUCUCUUCCUUAAAGGGGUGAAAACCAGAGAAAUGGUUGACUUAACAUGAAGCUUGUGGCUUUUCAAAAUGUGAGCGGAGGACACCAGCACCUCCUCAUAACAUGCCUAUUUGUACUUUUACUUUUGCCAAUGAAUGACUGACUGAUAGAAUGAUUGUAAACUGAGUUACAGGGGAUGGUGGAUUUUUCUUUUUUUUUGCUCCAGAUAUCAUGUUGAAAUGAUUGAAUGAAUGAGAAACUGAGAGAGAAACAAAGAGAUGGGUUGAUUUUGAAAGGAACAAAUGUCCAUCUCUGACAUUUCAAAAACAAAUAAAUGUUCUGUUAAGUACUUUUAUGUUUCAAAUAAAGGAGCAACACCAAGA